Molecule: messenger RNA, 10722 nt
Organism: Salmo salar (Atlantic salmon)
Lineage: Eukaryota; Metazoa; Chordata; Actinopteri; Salmoniformes; Salmonidae
Gene: capn15
Product: calpain 15
Biological process (GO): proteolysis
Cellular component (GO): cytoplasm
Molecular function (GO): calcium-dependent cysteine-type endopeptidase activity
Source: RefSeq, a predicted model, not a curated record
UGAGACAUGCUCACUAACAGGGAUGUAAACCCAUUUUUGCACGACAUUUUGUCCAUAUGGAACAUUUCUGGGAUCUUUUAUUUCAUCUCAUGAAACAUGACACCAACACUUUACAUGUUGCGUUUUAUGUUUGUGUUCAGUAUAUUAUAGACCUGUAUGGGUUAGUGGUAAUUUAUAGAGUGGCUCUCUAUUUGCCCUCAGCAUGCAUUUUGUUCAGCAUUCUAAAUGUCAAAAAAAUCCAUAUGUUCUUCUGAAAUAUGGACACACAACAUCUCCUGUCUUGGUUUGGACUCCAUUUACUCCGGUCUUGGUUUGGACUCCAUUUACUCCGGUCUUGGUUUGGCCUCCAUUUACUCCGGUCUUGGUUUGGACCCCAUUUACUCCGGUCUUGGUUUGGACCCCAUUUACUCCGGUCUUGGUUUGGACCCCAUUUACUCCGGUCUUGGUUUGGACUCCAUUUACUCCAGUCUUGGUCUUGAAUCGGUCUCGCUUUAGGUGUUCUCGAACACAACACUGACAGUAUCAGUCCUGCUACUGAGUAACACUUGAUGGAGGGUAUUUAUCAGUUUUGAUCUCUUGAAUUAAGCCUUUCACUUUCUCUGCCAACAUCCUAAUGCGCCUGCGCGCUGCUUGACUCGCUGUCAUUCUCUGUUAAGAGAUUGCAUCUGCAUCCACUGCACUUAUCAGAGAGGGAGAAUUAUAUAUUUUUUAAAUAUAGUGCAAUGAAAACAGCCCCCGGUGCAAAACAUACAGUGGGUCCAGGAUGGAGCAUUGCAGUAUGGGUAGUAAUUUAUUUCUGAAGCAACGACGGGGCGGAAGCGAGGAUGUUUCCUAAUAGAAGUCAAAGAGGAUCAGCAUCAUAAAACAGUGGAAUUAUGAGCGCACGAGAAUGGACCGGGCAGAAGACUGGGAUUUGAGUCUAAAAUCAAUUCUGGAUGAGACUGUUUAGUACCAUUUUCACGUUUUUAAUAGCCUGAUAUGUCGGCUCUGGCAUGAUGAGUCCCUGCCCUCAAUACAAUUUAGUCAGCUCCGGAGUUAGUCACUGGAAACUGGCUGAUUGCUACAAUUGUAGCCUUCAUGGUUUAUUCUGAAUUCGCCUCUGUUUUGCAGCUCUGGCACUGACGGUAAUUCGAUACAUUGUUAAAAUGCCUUUGUAGGCAACGCUUUACAUUGUAGUUAACUACAUUGUAAUAAGCAAGACUGUAUUGGCAUGAAUGAAAUAUGUUUAAUCUUCAAUAUUGGCGCAGCUCAUUUGAUAGUGAUAGGCUAUGAGCCUUUUAUAUAGCUUUUUAUGUCGAUAAUGAAUAUACGUGAGAUUGAAUAAUAUAAGUGGGGUAUUGUAUUCGCGUGUUAGAGGCACCAGGCAGGCUACAGUUUUUGUCUCCAUGGGAAUAAAAAAAUGCAUGUGCAUAUAAUUAGACUUCACGCCUUCAUUGCACCGGAAUGCACCAUCGUAGUUCCCCUGGCAUAGUUAGCCUACUCGCUAUGACAGGUUGGCACACAUAAAGCCUACUGUAUACAAAUGAACCACCAGACCGCCGCAUCAUCGACGGGAUCAGACUAAAAAUAAAUCUGAGAAUAGGCUACCCAGACUGCGGAGCGGAAACCGGGAUCGUCUCGCGUUUCGUCAGGUGGACGCGCCGGCAAAGGACUGCAGACCAUAACGGGACACUCCGCUAUAAAGGUCGCAGGUGUCGAAUAUUUAGUAGAACUUCUCGUUGGAUUGGGACUGUGUAGGAACAUUAGCCAUAUUUCAUGAUGUGCUGUUCGUGUUCUUCCCUGUGCUUUAUGUAGGCCUGCACACACGUUGUUUGGGUUUUGUUCGAUUUCAGUUCCCGAAGUUCAUGUUUGUUUUCAUGUUAUAAUAGCUAUUCGGGACAUUACCUCAGUCAGAGUAGCCUAGUUGUGAAGAGUGCGACAUUUUGUAAGCACUCAGUAUCCCACAUUUCAGCCACUAAGAAAUGCAACGGGGUGAUUUGAGCAAUAUUCUGGGAAAUCCGCUUAAGCAGCUGUGGGCAAGUGUCGAAAUUUGAAAGAUGAGCUUUGGAUACCAGAACUUCAGUCAGUGUGCCAGCAGUGCCUGCACACAGAGAAUCACUCAUAAUCUGGACUACAAGUCAACUGAGACAGUAGACUGAGACUGUGCUUCUCAGAUAAACAUUACAGUAAAAAAGAAUACAAAAUUAAAGGAUUUAUUGGUUUAGUGUAUUCAGAUUUUCUUUUGAGUUAAAAGCUUAUUCAAAGCCAUAUAAAUAAAUAACAAAAAUAGCCUCAUAUUUGACAAUAGCGAAAUAGCUUGGUUUGUUAUCCAUGUCAUGGUUUGUCCUUUAAUUUGACAUUAAUUCAUUCUGGCUUAAGCAAAACCAACGCCCCAGACCUCUGCCAGUCACUUUUCAGUUAUUUUUUUGGUAAAAAUGUUUGAUUCCUUUUUUGUCAACAAACAAAAAAACAUUCCAGUGCCUCAACUGUGCCAUAUUAUCUCAGAGAUGGCGAUUGACGGAGGACCCGGUCAUCUUUGUGUGUGCCCCUUCCACUGCCUGUGUCUGUGUGUGACAAAGGGUUCAAGCAUGAUGGAUCAGGCAUGAGACUGCAUACGCGAGGAAGGAACACUGCAAAUAGUGCAGAAGGAAUAGUUGAAUGACACUCCAGACAACAUGGCCCAGAGAGUUAGUUAAGAGGCCUACAAGUCUACGACAGAGAAAAAUUGGUACCCACUACAGAGAAGAGGUGAGUGUGAGUUAUUUCCUGGAGAAAGUGUCAAAUUGGAAUCAGUGCCCGAGGCAAGCAAUUACAUUUUGUAUUGAGCACUUCCUCCUCGCUGUGGGAAAUCCACCCUGAUCUGGAGUUUGAAACAUUGUCGUGUUUCACUUGUUUUUUGAAUACCCUCGCUUGGAUUUCCUCAUUAUUGCCUUUCUAUUAGAUUUUUUGGGGGAUAUAGCCAUCUUCAAGCACACUUGGAGUCACUUCACAGGAUGAAAUCCAUCCCUUUUUGAAAUGGGGCUUGUUUCGAAAUGUGCCAGUUGGAAAUUUGUCAGGACUGAGAACACAUGAGCAGGGUUUUCACCCAGCCCUAGACUCCCCCUUUCCCCCGUCCCCCACCCUUAAACUGUAAGCCUGAGAUUGAGACACAAGGCACUGUCACUCCGCUCCUCACCGUCCCGCACAUUUUGCGGGACCAAAGGGUGAGAACCCCAAGUAGACUGCAAAAGGAGGAUGGGGAGUUCCGCCUCCUCUCUCACCGCGGAGACCGAGUCGGACCACGGCUUCCGGAGCACCCCGUACCCGUCGUCGCCUCCUAUGGGUUGGCUUAGGAACAGCCACAGCAGUCCUGUGUGGGGCACCACCUUCAUUACGCGCCAGCAGCAUCCGCCGCUUCCACACAGAGAGCGCAGCCACUCUCAGUCCCCGGGCUCCAUGGCGGCGGCAGUGCAAGGCAGCGAGUGGUCGUGCGGCCGCUGCACCUUCCUGAACGCGGGGGUGGCGCCGCGCUGCUCCAUCUGCGAGGCGCCGCGCCAGAAACCCGACCUCAACCAGAUCCUGAGGCUGAGCAGCACAGAGGAGCAGCAACGCUGGGCCUGUCCCCGCUGCACCCUCAACAACCCCCAGGGCUCCGGCGCCUGCACCGUCUGUGGCUUCGGACCCUCGAUGGGCACCCCCACGCCGACCACAACCAUGGCCGCCACCACCAACGGCUUCCUGCCCCCGCCGCCGCAGCCUCCGACGCCAGUCAUGACUCCCAUGGUUCUCCUGGAGCCCCGCGGGCAGCAGCCGGCCAAGGAGGAGGCGCUGAGGCGGUCUGAGAGCAACGGGGAGGUGGGUGGACCCGAGGGGCAGCAGCACCACCACCCAGGCUGGGCGUGCCCACGGUGCACGCUUCAUAAUACUCCUGUUGCAUUGUCGUGUUCGGCCUGCGGGGGACCACGGAAAUUGUCGUUGCCCAAGAUCCCACCCGAAGCGCUGGUGGUGCCCGAGGUUCGCACGCCUGUGCUAGGGUUUCCCGUCCACGUAGCAGGGGCCUCCGCCCCUCCACUGCUCAUUGACUUGACAGACGACUCGCCCCCCACAGCCGCCCCCUGCGAACCCCAGGAGCCCCCCGACACCAACUUGCCCCCUACGCCACUCUCCUCCCCUUUCACACCCUUCUCCUCUCUCCAGAACAACCCAGUGCCCCGCAGCAGGAGAGAGGUGCCCCCGCCAGGGAGGCCACCCAACCCUAACCCCAACGCCCCCAGCCCUACUUCGCCCUCCACGGCCUACGUGCCCCCUCCGCCCUGCCCUCCCCUCCGCCCUGCCAAGCCUAAGCAAGCCCAGCCUCAGGAGCCUUCCUUCCCCAGCAAGCGCCUCAGCAUCCUGGAGGAGGAGGACGGCCCCCACCCCCAUCACACCUCCCACGCCCCCGUUACAUCGCCCCCCACUUGGAAGUGCCCAGGAUGCUCCUUGCCCAACCUGAGCGGCUCGUCCAAGUGUGAGGCAUGUCGCUCGUCGCGGGCCGGCGCCGACCUCAUCGACCUGGUGGGCUGCGAGUCGGUGCGCUUUACUCCGGCCAGCCCCUCCAGUCCGGACUUCAGCACCUGGGCCUGCUCCAAAUGUACCCUCCGCAACCCCACCGGGGUGGCCAAGUGCUCGGCCUGUGGUUCCUCCAAGCUGCAUGGCUUCCAGGAGCCUAGUUCUCGCUGCUGCCUGCACUGCGGUCUCCCCGGCCCCUGCUCCUGCUCCUCAGCCUCCUCCUCAUCGUCUUCUGGACACAAGGCCCGAAAACAAGCCCGGGUCUACCCCUCGCCCUCGGCCACCAACACCUCCUCCUCUUCCUCAUCGUCCUCGUCCUCCUCUUCCUCGUGCACGCUACUGCAGGAGAAGCAGUGGGGCUGUCCGGCGUGCACGUUGCUCAACGACGUCAAGUCUAAGAACUGCGCGGCAUGCCACACGGCCCAGCAGUACCUGAUGCUGCGCAAGGUGGCCAAGCCACUGAAGAGGAGGGAGAGCAUGCACGUGGAGGCACGGCGGCGCAACGACGAGGGCGAAGCCAAGGAACUCUGGGAGAACAUCACCACCUUCUGUCGAGAGAACGUGGUGAACUUUGUGGACGACAGCUUCCCUCCCAGCCCCCAAUCCGUGGGCUUCCCCGAGGGCGACAGCGUCCAGCAGCGAAUCAAAAAGUGGCUCCGCCCUCACGAGAUCAACUGCAACAACUUUAAGGACCGGGGCGUCAAAUGGUCUGUCUUCCGCACCCCUCGGCCCUCGGACAUCCUGCAAGGCCUGCUGGGAAACUGUUGGUUCCUGAGUGCGUUGGCGGUGCUGGCGGAGCGUCCAGAGCUGGUGGAGAGGGUGAUGAUCACCAGGGGCAUCUGCCAGGAGGGGGCCUACCAGGUCAGGCUUUGUAAGGAUGGUACCUGGAUCACCGUGCUGGUGGACGACAUGCUUCCCUGCGAUGAGUACGGAUACCUGCUCUUCUCCCAGGCUCAGCGUAAGCAGCUCUGGGUGGCCCUGAUAGAGAAGGCCCUGGCCAAGCUCCAUGGCUCCUACUUCGCCCUGCAGGCGGGGCGCGCCAUCGAGGGCUUGGCCACGCUGACGGGGGCGCCGUGUGACUCACUGAUGCUGCAGGUCAGCUCCACCAACCCCCGCGAGGAGCCCAUCGACACGGACCUCAUCUGGGCCAAGAUGCUGAGCUCCAAGGAGGCCGGGUUUCUAAUGGGGGCGUCAUGCGGAGGAGGGAACAUGAAGGUGGAUGAUGUGACGUACGAGUCGUUGGGCCUCCGCCCUCGCCACGCCUACUCUAUCCUGGACGUACGGGACGUACAGGGCUACAGACUACUGCGGUUGAGGAACCCGUGGGGUCGCUUCUCGUGGAACGGCAGCUGGUCAGACGAGUGGCCUGAUUGGCCGCAGCACCUCCGCCAUGAGCUCAUGGCCCACGGCAGCAGCGAGGGUGUCUUCUGGAUAGAGUAUGGAGACUUCAUCAAGUACUUUGACUCGGUGGACAUCUGUAAGAUCCAUUCAGACUGGCAGGAGGUGCGGUUACAGGGCUAUUUCCCCAGUAGAGCCUGUGGUCCUGUUACGGUUACCGCUCUGACCAUGCUGGAGAGGACCGCGCUGGAGUUCGCCCUCUUCCAGGAGGGCAGCAGGCGGUCGGACACGGCAGACAGCCACCUGUUGGACCUGUGUAUCAUGGUGUUCAGAGCGUCGUUUGGCAGUGGCAACAAGCUGACCCUGGGGAGGCUGCUGGCCCACAGCAAGCGGGCCGUCAAGAAGUUUGUGGGCUGUGACGUGAUGCUGGAGCCGGGCGAGUACGCCGUGGUGUGCUGUGCCUUUAACCACUGGCAGAUGAACGUCAGCGGAGUGGGGCCGCCCACACCAGUGUCGAGCCCCACCAGUGCACGGCGUCCCAACCAGGACUUCCCAGGUUACAUCCUGGCCAUCUACAGCUCCCGUCAGGUGAUGGUGGAGCAGGUGGAGGCCACCGCUACCACGCUGGCCGACGCCAUCAUCCUACUGACCGAGAACAAGGGGGAGAGACACGAGGGUCGCGAGGGCAUGACGUGCUACUACCUGACCCACGGCUGGGCGGGGCUGAUCGUGGUGGUGGAGAACCGCCACCCCAAGUACUACCUCCACGUGUCAUGUGACUGUACGGACAGCUUCAACGUGGUGUCCACCCGCGGCAGCCUUAAGACCAUCGACAGUGUACCGCCUCUGCACAGGCAGGUGCUGGUGGUGCUAUCCCAGCUGGAGGGCAACGCAGGAUUUUCCAUCACCCACCGGCUGGCCCACCGUAAGGCCGCCCAGGCCUCCCUAGGGGACUGGACCCCCACCAAGGCCACGCACAGCCCCCAGCUCACCCCCGACAUCGACGGCCUGCACCGGCCACGGCCCCUAUGACCACGGCCCCCCUUCACGCACACACACACACACACAAGCUGAUGAUACUCACGUUGACACACGCGUACGUGAACACAUUCGUGCGGAAAGCGGGGGGCUGUGUGACGCUGGAAUAAACGCAUAUGGAUAGAGGGAGGGGGUGGAUUGUGGAGACCUCCGUGGGAAGGAUGACUGGACGGAGUACUGGCGUUUGUCUUCCUCUUCUUCCUCCUCAAUCCAUGAAUGAUGGGGACUCGAUCCUGCCAAACCACCUGGAUCCAGUUGGGAAGAAGGAGAGGAGAGUGGGUAGAUGUGCCAUUUUGGAUGAGAUGGGAGAUGAAGGAGCCCUCCCAGGUGACGUCAGUGUUUCUAGAGGGGUCCUGAGACCCUCCAACCUCCAACGAACCAGGAAGGAUUCUAGACCUAGCCUCGUCAACUACAACACUGUACUGUUUGUCUGUCUAUGGACCAGGGAUAUUACCCAGACACCCUGACCAGAACAGACCAGCGCCCGUUCUUUCCCUAACCCCCAACAGAUGUCAACGAACGCCCAGGAACACUGACUGUUGACCCCACAUCCCAAAGGCUAAAGGUCAUUCAAAGGCCAGGGUGGAGUGCUGUAACUGCUGAGCCACCUGAUGGCUGUUUCCCCACAGAGCCAAUCAACCACGCUGCCCUGACCCCCUGACCCCACUGUUCUUGGUCUAUGGAUCCACCCCACCGUACUCGAGGUAGAAGUUGCCUUGAGCUGGUCUAGGAUCAGCUUCCCCUCCUCAAAGCCUCACUCCCAACAGGCACUGCUGUGUGAGGUUUAGUUCGGGAUGGAGGGGGAGGGUUAGCUGCUCUCUCUGCCCCAAGCCCCCUGUCCUGCCUCCUGUACCCUGCACCUUUGGAUCUGUCAACUAUCAACAGGAUGGGGGGGGGGUGUAGUACAAUAUUCUACACCAUACUAUGUGAGCCAAACCCGACUAGCGAUUUUACCACAGUCAUUUACAUUUUUUAAAGAAGUUUUAUUGUCUUUCUUUGGUCUGUGUUUUGUACGGUGCUUGAAUCGUUUAACGAGCCGUCUAGGUUACCGUCUCUCCACCCGUCUCCUCUGUCUUUCUGUCUGUCGGUCAACUGUCCAAGCCCUCCCCCGUUUCUCUGCUGUUGAAAUGCCGUGUUAUUAUUUCUCCACCUCAAAUAUAAGGUGGACUCUGACUCUGUUUCGAAGACAAUGUCAAAUCAAUGUGUAUCAUAGACAGCUGUACCGUACGAGACAUAUAGCAUAGCUGAAAUCUUCAAGUUGUUGCACCUUGCUGUUUUCACUCGACUUGCUGUCGUUCGUUAUCCAUGCGGUCUAGAUCUGUGUCAUCAUCAGCCAUUUUCUUUUUUUUUUUCUUUUUUUUUAACACAGUUGUCUCUAUGGCUGUUCCAGCAUAUCUGGUCAAUAUUAUCUGGGUGUCGAGAAAGAGGAAAUGUAACCUCUUGCCCUCUAUUAUCUCUCUCUGUCUUCCUCGUCUUACUGUCUCCCCUCAGUUCAGUGAUCAAUGCCGAAGGAGGCAAGAGAUCUCUUUUUUUUUUCUGGUCUGUCUCCCCGAGGUUGAUUGACUUUGCACAUUCAGUCAAGCCUGUCUGCUCACAUUUGGUACAUCAAGUCUCGCUCCAGCAUCAGCAUCAACUCUUCAGCUAUACAAAGCUGGUUAUAGUCCUGUUGGGGGGGGAAUACAACAGUGGAGGUCAAUGGAUCGUUGGCGUAUUCAAAGUCUCCAUUGUGGGUCUACCUGAAUUGUUGGUCUGUCGUCUCCUUAAAGUGGAGACUAUUAAGUAAGGGAAUAUUUGUAGAAGCCAUGAUUGUUUCGAUAGUGAGUUUAGUUUACAGUUCAUUUGAUGGGGUAGACCUGUGUCAUAUUCAUUAUUCACCAGAUGGAAGAAAAUGGACUGAAACGGGGAGGGACUACCUGGACUUGUCCAAUAAGAAGCGGUCAUUUCCAUUCAAGACGUUUUUCAUUGCUUGCCCUAAUGAACAGGAUGAAAUGGCCCAAAAGCACAUUAGGGAACAAAUUCUGCUUUUUAAUAACGAAUGAGAGAUUUUAUUGGACACAGACACGCACACAAACACACAAAUGCAGACACACACAUGCACACACACACACACGCAUACACAUACAUACACUGAAGAGGCACCUGAGAAAUGUAGAUGUGAGGGCAGAAUGUAGCGUUUUCUUCCCUCUCCGGCAAUCUUGGAGCAUUGUGUGCCAUAUUUCCCAGGAUGCACAGGGAACAGUGAGGGAUGUGAGUGAUGUCACAACUGUUGUUCAUGUUUUACGCCAGAGCCAUCAGACUUCUAGCCUGGUUGACAAUGCAGUGAGUGUUCAGUCUGAUUUAACCAGACUUCACCAAGGCAACACAAAUCCCUCAUUUUAAGCUGAAACAAUUUACUCGCUCCAUCUCCCGUCAGAGGAGAAAAUCCUUAAACACGAUACCGUCUUAGUUCGCCGAGGUUUGGGAGAUUUCUUGGGAGUUAAGUGGAAAAACUUAAGAUGUAACUUAAGUCUUAAGUUAAGGCAGAACUAGAAAUCUUUCUUUUAUGUAAUAAAAAUUAAUUGGGAAAACUUGGGAGAGAAAGAAAGUUUGGGGGUGCACUUGAAAGAUGAUUUGUUUAGGCUAUUUGGAUGUAAUGAUUUGCAUAAAUACAUUCACCUUCCUUUGCAUGUGUUCGAAUGUACUGUAGUGUCCCCCCCAAAAUAAUGGAAGAAAGACCUUGAGCCGACGAUGAUGUCACACAUAUGACAGUUCUGACACCACUCAUGACAAAUAAAUAGCCUGACAACGUCAUGAUACGUGCAGUCUCGUGCAAUACAACCACUUCUAACUUGUUGGAUAGCCAACUAGUAGCAUAUUUCAUGACGGUGUCAUCAAGUACUGUAUGUAUUAUGACCAUAAUGUACUUCAACUUGUCCACUGUUACAGUCAAUGUUUAACAUGUACCGGAACACUUUCAGGAGAAUUGAGUAUUUGCUCUCUGUGAUUGCAGCCAAGUAGCUGUCCAUUCUGUGUGUUAAUUCAUUUAUUAUUGUAAAAAAGAAAGAAAAUGAUUUGAUCAAAGCACAAAGGGAACCUGCUCUUAUUAUCGCAAAUGUAAAAUGUGUGCGAGAAGGUCGGGAUACAUACAGUACGUAUGCGUGUGUAAGCUGUGGAUAUGAUGAGUACUGCCUGAGUGAACCAUCCAUUGUUUGAUAGGUGACAGAAAAAAAAGGAAUGUUUAUAUGUUUUAGCCCAGUGGGACUGUAUUUUCUCGGAAACUGAAACCUGCACUGAAAAAUACCUGAAAUCAAAGGCACCUCAAAAUGUCAGCGUCAUGAGGCUCUGUGACUUCACUUUACAUGUUGUGUGAUUACAUUUAGUUUUUUGUUGUUGUUGUUGUUGAUAUCUGUUUUUAUUCGUGUUGUCAUUUCGCUCUCUCUCUCUUCAUGUCGUUCCUGUGGAUAAUUCUAUUCGUCUCGUGUUGAGUUGUGGUGGUGACUCUUCCUGGCAGUAGGGGUUGGCCCGUGGUGUUCACAAGAGGCUGUGGCCAUUCACAGUCCAUAGCCAACAGCCUCUAACUAUCUGGUUCUGUCUUUUGUAAACUGUACAGACUCCAGUGCUAUAAUCCACCCCAACCGAGACAGUGAACCAACUGUUUUACCUUGUAAAAAAAUCUAAUCAAAUCCAACAUAAUGCUGUAACAGAAAAUUGAUCUCUUAUUUGGGCAGAAAAGUGAUAUAUAGAGUAUUUUAUUGAUUUUGGGGGUGGGAAAUAUAUGAGUAUAUGUAUAAAAACCUAUGUAUGUUUAAUUUUCAAUCUCAGGUUCCAAUGGACCAAAUAAAGUUUUUUUUAAAUAAAACA